AUGAGGCUCAACCCAGAGAAAUGUGCCUUCGGGGUACAAGGAGGCAAAUUCCUUGGGUUCAUGCUGACCUCACAAGGAAUUGAAGCAAACCCUGAGAAAUGUGAGGCAAUACUUAACAUGGCGAGCCCUAAAAUAGUAAAAGAAGUACAACAAUUAGCAGGAAAGGUAGCGGCACUAUCUCGGUUCUUGCCAGCAGCAUCAAGCCAAUCAUAUCAUUUCUUCCAAACAAUAUCAAAGAAUAAGAAGUUUCAAUGGACAGAAGAGUUCGAGAAAGCGUUUACUGAACUCAAAACCAUUCUUUCAUCACUACCCGUGCUGCAAAGACCAGAAGUCGGUAAACCUUUAUACUUAUACUUAUCUGUUUCUAAUUAUUCUAUAAGCUCAGCUCUGGUCCUUGAGACAGAAAAAAUACAACAACCGGUAUACUUCGUCAGUAGAGUCAUGCAAUCGACAGAACAAAAGUAUCCGAGGAUAGAACAGCUAGCUUUAGCACUUGUAAUAACGGCAAGAAGACUAAGGCACUAUUUCCAAAGUCACACAAUAAUAGUAAGGACAAACCAACCACUAAGACAAAUACUGACAAAACCAGAACUGGCCGGACAUCUGACCAAAUGGUCUAUCGAGCUCUCAGAAUUCGAUAUCCAAUUUCAACCAAGGUCGACAUUAAAGGCACAGAUCCUCGCAGACUUCAUCUUAGAACUAACCCAGGACGAGCACAACAAAUCUUGGGAAUUACACGUGGAUGGGGCAUCCAGCCGAGGUGGAAGCGGAGCUGGGAUAAUCCUGAAAGAAGGAGACAAAGUGAUGGCCGAGCAAUCCCUCCAGUUCCACUUUCCAGCAAGCAACAAUCAGGCCGAAUAUGAGGCCCUCAUAGCAGGACUCAAGCUCGCCCUAAAUCUCCAAGCAAAAAGCCUGACAGCACACUGCGAUUCCCUCUUAGUUGUGCAACAAAUCCGAGGAGAAUUUCAGGUAAAAGAUCCCUUGCUAGAGCGAUAUUGGCUCACAGCAAAGGAUCUCAUUUCAAAGUUCAGCUCAUUCAUUAUUCAACAUGUACAUAGAGAAAAGAAUGUUAGAGCAGACAUAUUAUCCAAACUUGCCGCCACUAGGGCGGACACACAAACAUCGGCACUAUCACAACUAACGCUUAAGAAACCCAGCAUUGAACUAUUAUCUAUAACAAGCAUUAACCAUCUCCAAGACUGGAGAACACCUUUCCUUGAGUACAUCAAUGCAGGUAUCAUUCCCAGAGACGAGCUCAACCCACAACACUUCAGACGAAAAGCAAGCCUCUACACAAACAUAGAAGGAGAGCUAUACAAGCGCGGUUUUUCACAACCAUUACUAAAAUGCCUAAACAAAGAUGAGGCAAAAGAGGUGAUGGACGAAGUCCAUGAGGGAGUCUGUGGGAACCACAUCGGAGGUCGAGCUCUUGCCGCAAAGAUUGUCCGAACAGGAUAUUAUUGGCCAACCAUAAAGAGGGAUUGCAUAACAAAAGUCAAAACAUGCGAUAAAUGUCAAAAGCAUCCAGCCAUCUCUACAAAACUGGCCGAAGCAUUACACAGCAUGGAGGUAAGCUGGCCUUUCCACAGAUGGGGGCUCGACAUUCUUAGCCCAUUCCCAAUAGCUCCAGGUCAGCACCAUUUUAGCUCAGUCGAACACCUACAAACCAAUGGGCAGACCGAAGCUGCUAACCGAGUUAUAUUGCCGGCAAUAAAGAAGAAGCUCGAUAAUGCAAAAGGAGAAUGGGCGGAGCUAAUACCAGAAGUAUUAUGGAGUUACAACACCACAAUACAAACAACAACGGGCGAAACACCCUUCAAGCUAGUCUAUGGGUCGGAAGCUUUAAUCCCGGUAGAGGUCGGAGUCCCCACGCUAAGAGCCGACCUAUAUGAUGAGCAACACAAUAUAAAUGCAAGAAAUGCCGAGCUUGAUCUCCCAGAAGAGGACUGA
Arachis ipaensis is the source of this 1950-nucleotide messenger RNA. The record is from RefSeq and is a predicted model, not a curated record. NCBI's taxonomy places the organism in Eukaryota, Viridiplantae, Streptophyta, Magnoliopsida, Fabales, Fabaceae.